UUGAUCACAGAAUUGUGUGAUUAUUGCAGCUUGUAGCCAGUUGCCCGCCGUAGUUUAGGUGGGGGAUAACAUUUGCGUAGAGUUGGAGUUGACAGGGACGUGGCAUGCCCACUUUGAAGCGCGUGCCGCCUCUGCAUAUGGGUUCUUGAAUGGUCUACCCUUAUCUCACACGUGGACCUCUGCAUGUCAGGUGUCAUUCUGGAGCUCCUAGGGACACGUGUAAUGGCAGCAUUGCAGCCACUAUUUCCUCCUCCUGCUAUCAUAUUCUGUAUAUAAAGGUUUAGCUUCCUACUCAACCCACACCCACCCAAGUCCACAAGUAAAGGUUUGCGAACAUGGAAGCCUCUCUGUAUCAAAUGAAAGUACACAACUUGCCUCUAUCAUUACAUAAAUACAAACCCACACUCUCCUUUGUUCCAUUUCAUCAGAAUCUAGAAGUCCCCUCGGCCUUUGAAGGGAAAAGGUUGCGGUCAUUCCGGCUGCAACUGGGUUCAGCAAUCCGGUGUGCGAAUCAGGGUUCAGUGAUAGAAUCCCAGAAGGAGUUGGAGAGUGAGAUGGGUUCAGAGUGGAAGGAAAUGGGGAGGUGGAGAGACAAGUGCCAAGAGAAAGGAAUGGUGGAGCUUCUGGAGUGUCUGGAGAGAGAAGCCAUCAUGGGAGAGGAUGAAGGUAGAGAGCCUACUGAUUAUAAUCGAAGGGCUAAAAUCUUCAGUGAGAGUGCCAGAGUUUUCCGGGCUCUCAAGGAAGGCGACACCCCAUCUUAACCUUUCUUGAUCUUGUGAGCUAAGGCAGAGUUCACUGAAUAUGAUGCAUUCAGUUUAUCAUAUGAUGGG
This is a messenger RNA of Vitis riparia (riverbank grape), 830 nucleotides long. RefSeq lists its product as uncharacterized. Lineage: Eukaryota; Viridiplantae; Streptophyta; Magnoliopsida; Vitales; Vitaceae. The transcript has a single exon. The record is from RefSeq and is a predicted model, not a curated record. Bases 336 to 761 code for a protein of 141 amino acids.